AUGGCGCUCGCUGUAACAGAUCCCUUCAUCAAGCUACCACCGGAGCUACGUAUCCAGGUUCUCGUAUCGACUCGCUGCAAAUCGUCGAUAUCACGGAUAAUUCAAGCCUCUCCCACCAUGCUGCAACAAUAUCUCGCACACAAGAAUUCUAUCUUACGACAAGUGCUUGCCGCCGAAUUUGACUCGGAGAUGAUACAAGAUGCUAUGGCUAUUUUGUCGUUUCCAAGUCGUCGGGGUUCUGGUGAUAGUCCUCGACACAAGCACCGUUCAGAGCUUAUUCGUGCACAUUUGCGGGCUUGGUCAAAUUCUCAGCUGCCCGAUCCUCUCAAGGGUAAAGACGACCACCUGGUGGUUCAGCUCAAUAAAUUACAUGGUCGAAUUCUUCUUUUCGCCGAGGACUAUAUCACCAAAGCUACCGCUUCUUUUCCCCCUCAGGAAUAUCUUUGUCUACCACAAAUCCAGCCGCCAUCAACUGAAGGACAUCUUAUGUUCAAAGGCCUCAAGGUAGCACCGCGAUUCAAUUCCGCCAAUCUCACAUCCUCAGAACGGAAAAGGUUUGUCAAAGCAUUUCUGGUGUAUGAUCUACUAUGCAAGACCAGCAACGUCACCCAUAUUCCCAGCAAGCUACGGCUACGUAAAGUCAGCAACGCCGAGUACGAAGCUGUCGGGUGUGUCCACAGCUACGUCUGUUCCCUAUACGGGGCAAUGCUAGCCCAAUGCAACAAUGCUUAUCUCCCAACCGCUUUGGCGGCGCCUUCAUUACGAACUCAGCUAUUCUUUCCCAUUCCCGACGCCCUUUUUUUUGAUGCGAACGUCUACGCGCCUAAUCUUCGUUUGCUCUCUCGCGACCUUGGCGAUGAUAUUGGGGCCGGUUUCUCAACGCUUGGGCUCGAUCGUCUCACCAAUUUCCUUCGCUACGAUAUGGCUAAGCCAGAUGAAAGGAAAGCACUCGACAAGAAACUCAAAGAUGUCUGGAAGUUUGGAGCCCCUUCUAUCUCCUCUACGUGGGACAUGCACUUUAUGCUGUUACUCGUAUCCAAGCAAAAAUACAAAAAUGGUUGCGAAUCAUCUUUAUACAAUCAGCUCUCUUUGAAGCCCAAGGAGAAACUCAGGUACAAGAUCGGUCAGCAGCGCGCUUGGGUAUUCUUUGAUGACAGUCGCUUUUACCCGCCAGAGAGCACCGAACGACCAACUUUUCCAUCAGAGAGGUUCCUCGCGGAACAACCGAUUAAGAAAACUUUUAUUAAUGAUUGGUUUGAUAGUCUGAGAAAUGAGAAAGGUUAA
Fusarium odoratissimum NRRL 54006 is the source of this 1284-nucleotide messenger RNA. RefSeq lists its product as uncharacterized. The transcript has a single exon. Lineage: Eukaryota; Fungi; Ascomycota; Sordariomycetes; Hypocreales; Nectriaceae. The coding region runs from base 1 to 1284 and encodes 427 amino acids. The record is from RefSeq and is a predicted model, not a curated record.